Messenger RNA from Nycticebus coucang (slow loris), 801 nucleotides. Its product is annotated as rho GTPase-activating protein 20-like. Lineage: Eukaryota; Metazoa; Chordata; Mammalia; Primates; Lorisidae. The record is from RefSeq and is a predicted model, not a curated record. Bases 1 to 801 code for a protein of 266 amino acids. Gene Ontology annotation, molecular function: GTPase activator activity. The transcript is spliced from 6 exons.
AUGUGGACAACCAGCUGUUUGGCUGAAGAGGGAGAAGGCAACACCGAGGCUGUGAAGUCCUUCAUCUUGGGCUGGCCCACUCAGAACUUUGUGGCCACUUUCAAGAACAUCGAUCUGGAAAAAGUCAAAGAUGACCCAAAGAACAUUCCCUUAAAAAUCUACACUCAAGAUGUUGCCAAUUGUGUCCAUCAAACUCUGGAGGACAGGAAGCAAGAGAAGCUUAUCUUAGCUACAGUAUUUGACAUUUACACUCGGAAGGAACACCGCCUGUCAGAGGUCUCUUUAGUUUCUGUGCAUUACUGUUUCCUGGAUCUCAUCAACAGCAGCUGCAGGGAAUGGGCUCACACAGAUUACCAGUUGUGGGUAAAUUCUGGAAAGAAAAAGGAAGGAUAUCCCCUUGUUGGACACGAAUACCCAUACGGGAUACUGAUGAGUCACCUUCGAGACAGUGAACUCAUGAGAACAGGACCAAAGGGCACGACCAGCACUUUGACCUUCCAAGAGCUCUCCCUUAUGGAAGAUCUCCCUCCAGAAAUACAGUGCCGUUUCAGCCUCAAGCCAAAAUGUCGGGCUGCAGCCCAGCAACACCAAGAUUUGGAUCACAUGAUAUCUACAAGAACAUGUAUCAUCAACUGGGCCUGCUGCUGUCAUUCUGGCACUGAACUGGAGAACUCACCUGUGUCACCACCAUCUUCUUCUCCUGCCCCAGGGAAGAUCUUCGGAGUUGCCCUGCCGAACAUUUGCGACUAUGGCGAUAUUCCUUUACCUCUCUACGUAAGGCUCAUUUUCAUAGUAAAAUAA